This is a messenger RNA of Penicillium atrosanguineum, 1587 nucleotides long. RefSeq names its product glycosyl hydrolase family 79 C-terminal domain-containing protein. The record is from RefSeq and is a predicted model, not a curated record. The transcript has 4 exons. NCBI's taxonomy places the organism in Eukaryota, Fungi, Ascomycota, Eurotiomycetes, Eurotiales, Aspergillaceae. Bases 1 to 1587 code for a protein of 528 amino acids.
AUGUUCGUCCCGUUGCUUCUCAGCGCCGCCGUAGCGGCAGCUGUACCGACAGUCAUUGAGCGCGACAGCUCGCCAGUUUCGGUGAACCAAGAUGCUCCUGAUACCGCUGGCGCUGCUAUUCUGCAUCCAUUUGUCUCGUUCUCGAUCGAGCUUGCGUUCUUCCCAGACUAUGCAGGUAACUUGUCCAAGCCCAAUAAAUUCUCAAACCAGCUGUUGGACAAUCUUGGGGAUCUUCAAGGCGUCAAGCCGUACCUUCGUGUCGGAGGUAAUACCCAAGAUCUCGCCCUCUACGAUCCAACACUGAAGACUUCGGUCAAUGGAACUGUUGUGCCGACUGUUUCCGAAGACUACCCGUAUAUUUUGUAUAUAGGACCCUCCUUCUUCGAGUCAUACUCUACCCUCCCUGGAACCAAAUUCAGCCAUGGCUUCAAUAUGGGCAAGAACACUACCGCAGCGAAGGAAUCGCUUCUUGCCACGGUCCCGCUGGCUUGCAAGGCUCUCAAGGAUGGCAAUCUGAUGCAUUGGGAAUUUGGCAACGAGCCUGAUCUGUUUAGUACGACCACUCCGUACCCCGUGCGACCCGCUGAUUGGUCAGAACAAGACUAUGUCGACAAUUGGCUGUCCGGGACUGAGAUGAUCAAGCGGAAGAUGGCAAAGAGCUGUCCGGGAAUGGCUUUGGAUGAUAUAUACAAGUUCAUUGCGCCCUCCUUUGCGGGUAUUGGCAAUUCAUUGGAUCCGGUCAAGACAUGGGAAGACGGACUCGAUUCGGACAAGGAUAUUGCUCUGAACUCGGUCCACAACUACAUGGGCGGUGCAGAUCAACCAGGCGUCACGCUCCAAAGGACGCUGAUGAACCACACCGCAGUCGUCAACGUUGUCGCAAAGCAUGCAAACCUGUCGCAUGUUCUAAGCGAAAAGGGUCUAACCAGGGAGAUACCCUAUAUCUUAGGCGAAAUGAACUCACUCUACCACCAAGGCAAGCCGGGACUCUCCAACUCGUUCGGCGCAGCACUCUGGGGCGUGGACUUUAAUCUCUACUGCGCCUCGCAAAGUAUCCGUCGGACUCACAUGCACCAGGGAACAGACUAUCGAUACGCGUCGUGGCAACCCGUUCAAACCAGCAAAACAACGAUCGGCACUAAGGCACCAUACUACGGCAAUAUCAUGGUGGCCGCCAUGCUGCGCGGCGAGACCGACUCCACCGUCCAGGUCGUCAAUCUGCCCAUGCCAAGCGAGACCGAUGCCGCUUACGCAGCGUAUGUGGACGGAAAAUUGACCCGCAUUGCGGUGAUCAACAUGCAAGAGUUCAACUACACCGCGGCGGAGUCCCGCCCCUCGGCCAAAUAUUCCUUCCACCUGCCCGACGUCCCGGCCGCAUCCUUAUCGCUGCAGCGGUUGAUGGCAAAUGGAAGCGACGCCAUCACUGGUAUCUCUUGGGAUGGUUGGUCAUAUAAUUACGAGUUGAAAGGGGGUGCGCCCGUGCGAAUGCGUAAUGUGACGAUUGGUGAGACGGUGUCGGUGGGUUCAAAGGGCCAGGUAGAACUGGGCCUGCCCCUUUCUAGUGCUGCUAUCUUGAACUUCAUAUAG